Phycomyces blakesleeanus NRRL 1555(-) is the source of this 873-nucleotide messenger RNA. RefSeq lists its product as hypothetical. Bases 1 to 873 code for a protein of 290 amino acids. NCBI's taxonomy places the organism in Eukaryota, Fungi, Mucoromycota, Mucoromycetes, Mucorales, Phycomycetaceae. The transcript is spliced from 7 exons. The record is from RefSeq and is a predicted model, not a curated record.
AUGGCUUGUCAUAAAGGAACCCAGACUACUGAUGUUACUAUUUGUCGAAGAGAACGAGACACCAAUAUUAGUCUUCGAUACAUGACUCCUCCGCAGGGGAUGUUCAAUUGUUCAUUUUACCCAGAGUUAAAAUGUACACAGGUCCUUGACUAUCAAACACAUUCCCAAGAUACUUUUACUCUUGACAAACUAGAUUGUGUUUUAGAGGGUGGAAAUCUGGCCAUAGAGAUAUCCUUUUUUUUUGGUACUAUAUCCCAUAUCGAUGACAUCCAACAAAUUGGUAUUCAUCCAUGGCUACGUGAAGCUCUUGUGAACUCUAUGCAACUCUAUGGAUUUAAAUGCAAAGAAAUGUGCUUCUCAGAAAGUUGUCAGACGUCCUGCUCCAUGCGCCCUACUAAAGAAAUUGAUGAUUCGGAAGUCUUGGAAAAGUUGUUGAAAUCACAUUCGAUGAAAAUGAUGAACUAUGGAGCAUUUAGUAUUAACCAUCUAUUAUCUAAUACAUUAUGCUCUACAUAUCCACUAAUAUUCAGCCCUUCUUAUGCAGAGAGACUUGGGGUUGGGAUUAAGAAUAUCCCAGACAUUGCUCAUGCACUUCAGCGUAUCCGUGAAACUGCACGCCAGUCAGAUAGAACAAAGUUUUAUGAUGCAACCUCAUCAUGUCUAAAGAAAAUUGGAUCAAAGUACGAUUCAUUGAAACCUCAUUCAGAUGAUAUCCCUUACUCUGAAACCUCGUGGAUAGACACUACAAUUGGCCUUUAUUUUAGCCAAAAACGAGCUUCUCAUUUACGUACAUUCACGAAUACAAGACCUAAAUACAGCAUCAGUACGAUGCUAAAGAACCUGGAUUCUCCAAACUAUCCAGAAUCCAUUUAA